This is a messenger RNA of Acytostelium subglobosum LB1, 243 nucleotides long. RefSeq lists its product as hypothetical. Bases 1 to 243 code for a protein of 80 amino acids. Lineage: Eukaryota; Evosea; Eumycetozoa; Acytosteliales; Acytosteliaceae. The record is from RefSeq and is a predicted model, not a curated record. The transcript is spliced from 2 exons. Gene Ontology annotation, cellular component: respiratory chain complex IV; mitochondrion.
AUGUCUGAGGAUAACAUUGAAAGCAACACCGCCCAGUACAACCCAAGAUUCCCCAACAUGAAUCAGACCAAGCACUGCUGGGCAAGCUAUGUUGACUACCACGGAUGCGUGGCUCACUACGGUGGUGAGGAGUCAAAGUGCCAGUCUUUCUUCCAAGCCAUGACCUCACUCUGCCCAAGCAAGUGGGUCUCUGAAUGGGACGAGCAGAAGGAUGCUAAGAUCUUCCCAUCAAGCAGAUUCUAA